ACUUUUUUUUUCAAUUGUGCGCAUUUCCCGUGUCUGCGUUUCCCUUCAAAUGGCUGCCAGCUGGUGUUUGGCAACGCUACGCAAAAUGCUGGAGCUUCUGCAAUUUGGUGGAAAGACCUUGACGCACACGUUAAGCAUUUAUGUAAAAACAAAUACGGGAAAAACUUUGACCGUGAACUUGGAGCCCCAGUGGGAUAUCAAGAAUGUAAAGGAACUGGUGGCCCCGCAAUUGGGACUCCAACCGGAUGAUUUAAAAAUCAUAUUUGCAGGAAAGGAACUGAGUGAUGCAACUACUAUAGAGCAAUGUGAUUUGGGCCAGCAGAGCAUUUUGCAUGCUAUCCGUUUGCGACCGCCUGUGCAACGCCAGAAAAUCCAGUCGGCCACUUUGGAGGAGGAGGAACCUUCUCUGGGCGAAGAACCCUCGAAACCCCUCAAUGAAACCCUUCUGGACUUGCAGCUGCAAAGUGAGGAGCGACUCAACAUCACCGAUGAGGAAAGAGUUCGUGCCAAGGCUCACUUCUUCGUACACUGCAGCCAGUGCGACAAGCUGUGCAAUGGCAAACUCCGGGUGCGCUGCUCCCUCUGCAAAGGUGGCGCCUUCACUGUCCAUCGAGAUCCGGAGUGCUGGGAUGAUGUCCUCAAGCCACGCCGCAUUCCCGGACACUGUGAAAGUCUGGAGGUGGCCUGUGUGGACAACGAGGCGGGGGAUCCGCCCUUCGCCGAGUUCUUCUUCAAGUGUGCAGAGCACGUGUCCGGCGGAGAGAAGGACUUUGCUGCUCCCUUGAACCUUAUCAAGAACAACAUCAAAGAUGUUCCUUGCCUAGCCUGCACAGAUGUGAGUGAAACUGUUUUGGUCUUCCCCUGUGCUUCGCAGCACGUCACCUGCAUCGAAUGCUUUCGCCACUAUUGCCGUUCCCGAUUGGGCGAACGUCAGUUUAUGCCGCAUCCGGACUUUGGCUAUACUUUGCCCUGUCCCGCCGGCUGCGAGCACUCGUUCAUCGAGGAGAUCCACCACUUCAAGCUGCUGACGCGCGAGGAGUACGAUCGCUACCAGAGAUUCGCCACCGAGGAAUAUGUCCUGCAGGCUGGCGGAGUACUCUGUCCUCAACCAGGAUGUGGCAUGGGCCUCUUGGUGGACCCCGAGUGCCGCAAGGUGACCUGCCAGAAUGGUUGUGGCUAUGUCUUCUGUCGCAACUGCCUGCAGGGCUACCACAUCGGGGAGUGCCUGCCCGAGGGGACGGGUGCUAGUGCCCAGAAUUCCUGCGAGUACACCGUGGACCCGAACCGAGCUGCCGAGGCGCGAUGGGAGGAGGCCAGCAAUGUCACCAUCAAAGUCAGCACCAAGCCCUGCCCCAAAUGUCGAACGCCCACGGAGCGAGAUGGCGGCUGCAUGCACAUGGUCUGCACACGCGCUGGCUGCGGAUUCGAGUGGUGCUGGGUUUGCCAGACUGAGUGGACACGCGACUGCAUGGGCGCUCACUGGUUCGGCUAGUCGUUCGUCGGCCCAAAGUGGCCAUUUUGUUUGUUGACUACUUUUAAAUUGUAUACCAUAGUAAAGACUGCUCGAGCAACACCCUG
Molecule: messenger RNA, 1578 nt
Organism: Drosophila rhopaloa
Lineage: Eukaryota; Metazoa; Arthropoda; Insecta; Diptera; Drosophilidae
Gene: park
Product: E3 ubiquitin-protein ligase parkin
Exons: 7
Coding region: 50-1492 (480 amino acids)
Biological process (GO): regulation of mitochondrion organization; autophagy of mitochondrion; ubiquitin-dependent protein catabolic process
Cellular component (GO): endoplasmic reticulum; cytoplasm; Golgi apparatus
Molecular function (GO): ubiquitin protein ligase activity; ubiquitin conjugating enzyme binding; zinc ion binding
Source: RefSeq, a predicted model, not a curated record